AUGGAAAAUAAUAAUAAUAAGAUCCUUAAUUCAAAUAGAUUUUCAAUAAGAGAAUAUGAUUCCAUAAAAGAUUGUGUAUCAAUUUCAAAAAUUUCAAGAAUUCCAUUCUCAUCUGAUGUCAAUGCAAUGGAAGGGGUGAGUCAACCCAUAUCACCAGAGAUUCGUCCAAAACUUUCUAAAAAGAGUCGGGUUGUAGUGGCCACUGACAAUCAAAAUGGCCAAACCAUCGGGUCGUAUUCAUGCAACAUAAAAGAUGUGAUGGUUGGAGGAUCAAAGAAACGUCUCUACUAUAUGUUUGAUGUAAACGUUGAUCCCAACUACCGUGGCAUGUCCAUUACCAAGAACUACUUGACCGACCUAUUUUCACUCUUGAAAAAGGAUAAAAAGUCAGACUCUAUCAUGAUGAUGAGUACCACGAGAACCAAUGUGCCAAUGCUCAAAUCGGCGGCCUCUUUUGCCGUCAACCCCAUAUUCAACCAACACCAGUACGCAUGGAAACUAGAAGGUCCAGCUGCACUAGAGUCGAUGCCAUCCGAUUGCUCCAAUCUCAAAGUGUGGACUGAACGUGACACCAACGCCAUCAAGAAACACUGGAGCAAAGGUUUGGGAAAAUUCAACUUUAUCCCAUCCAAUUUCGAUGACUUGUUGGUUUUUAACCAAAGAUUUCACUGCACCACGUAUGUGGCCUCGAUGAACAGAGGUGAUCGCAACAUAGAAGCCUCCGUAUCAGUCUGGGACCAAGAUUUAAUUUUCACCCUCAAGACCAAGUCAGAGUCGACCCAAAGACAUCGCCAACUAUAUUCAUGCUACUCGAUUGGUGGCACCGAAGAUGAAAAGGAUUGGCUGUUCCGUUACCUCUUGAAAAGAGUUCACAACAAUCAAUAUUCGCAAGGAAUCAACUACCUUUUCAUUGGACUCUCGGAGACUGAUCCCAUUCGCAAGCAUUUCCCACUAAUUCCUACCAUAAAGGAUCUCGACUUUGUUGCACUCUGCCAUUUCCAAUCACCAGACACUGAAAAAUUAAUCAACGAAUGUAUGGCCACCAAUCAACCAAUUUGGAAUGAUCCAAGAGAUUACGGUAUUCUCUUGUUGUAUCCAAAUCCAACAACAACAACAACAACAAUCAUAUCACAGUCAGAGAUACCACUACCACUACCACUUCCAUCCAUUCAACAACCAUUGGUCAUACAACUACCAGUCAAGGCUACCCAAAACAAAUCUAUUAUUUCAGUUGUUCCCAAAAAAAAUCCACAUUUUGCAUCGAUCAGAUCAGGUAUACUUAGAAGAGUCAAUUCCUUUGAGACUCUUGAUAGAUACAUGAUAACUACGGCAUUUUAA
Messenger RNA from Cavenderia fasciculata, 1338 nucleotides. RefSeq lists its product as uncharacterized. The record is from RefSeq and is a predicted model, not a curated record. NCBI's taxonomy places the organism in Eukaryota, Evosea, Eumycetozoa, Acytosteliales, Cavenderiaceae. Bases 1 to 1338 code for a protein of 445 amino acids. The transcript has a single exon.